Molecule: messenger RNA, 1620 nt
Organism: Aureobasidium pullulans EXF-150
Lineage: Eukaryota; Fungi; Ascomycota; Dothideomycetes; Dothideales; Saccotheciaceae
Product: putative aromatic aminotransferase Aro8
Exons: 3
Coding region: 1-1620 (539 amino acids)
Biological process (GO): aromatic amino acid catabolic process; L-tyrosine biosynthetic process
Molecular function (GO): aromatic-amino-acid:2-oxoglutarate transaminase activity; pyridoxal phosphate binding; L-2-aminoadipate:2-oxoglutarate transaminase activity
Source: RefSeq, a predicted model, not a curated record
AUGUCGCCUCCAAGCGCUAUCGAUGUCGAUGUACAGGCAAUUGACGACACUACUGCCGUUACCAUCCCGAAUCCCCUCACACUCGAAAGUGUUGCUACAAGACGUGCGGCUACUGGAAAGCUUAUCGCCGGAGUCGCUGCUGUAGCCAAUGUGGACUCAUUCAAGGGAGAGAAGCAGCACCUUCACAAGCCCAGGGCCAAGAGAUGGGACCACCGUCUGAACGCCGAGUCCACAUCACGCAAGGGCAACUCGCUCAAGGCCGCUGCCAAGUACCUCAAGAAGCCCGGCAUCAUCUCGCUCGGUGGAGGUCUCCCUUCAGCUGAAUACUUCCCCUUCGACGAACUGUCCAUCAAGGUGCCAGAGGUUGGCCACUUCUCGGAGAAAGAGACACGCGAACAAGGGCCUGUACUUACAGCCGGGAAGUCUGACCUUGCGGACGACAAGUCGUUGUUCGACAUCACAACCGCCUUCAACUAUGGCCAAGGUACUGGAUCUGCACAGCUGCUGCGCUACCUGGUCGAGCACACGGAGAUCGUACACGACCCUCCUUACCAAGACUGGUACUGUAACAUGACCAUUGGCUCCACUUCUGGUCUGGAUGUUGCCCUCAGAAUGUUCGUGGAGCGUGGUGAUGUUGUUUUGACCGAGGACUACACAUUUGCGACUGCUGUCGAGACGGCUGCACCAAUGGGUGUACGCAUGGUCGGAGUUGGCCUGGAUGACGAGGGUCUCCUUCCAGAGUCUCUCGACGAUAUUUUGAGCAAUUGGGACGAGGCCGCACGUGGUGCUAGAAAGCCGUUCCUGCUCUAUACCGUACCAACAGGUCAGAACCCGACCGGAGCCACCCAGAGCGAACAGAGACGCAGAGACGUGUACAAGGUUGCGCAGAAGCAUGACCUCUACAUUCUAGAAGACGAGCCAUACUACUUCUUGCAGAUGCAGCCAUACACAGGACCCAAUGCGCCUGAUGUGCCACCGCCCAAGACUCAUGCCGACUUCUUGAAGUCGCUUGUACCUUCGUUCCUGUCAAUGGAUGUUGACGGUCGCGUAAUGCGUUUGGAUUCAUUCUCCAAAGUUGUCGCACCCGGAUCACGAGUCGGUUGGAUCACGGCAUCGCAGCAAAUUGUUGACAGAUUUGUUAAGCACAUUGAUGUUAGCACUCAAGGUCCUAGUGGUAUCAGCCAGCUGGUCUUGUUCAAGUUGCUGGAAGAACACUGGGGUCACGCAGGUUUCUUGGAUUGGCUUGUUCACAUCAGAAUGGAGUACACACAGAGAAGAGAUGUCAUGCUCUCGGCUUGUGAAAAGUACUUGCCGAGGGAGGUGAUUAGCUGGAAGCCGCCGAUGGCUGGCAUGUUCCACUGGCUCCAAAUCGAAUAUGAAAAGCACCCUGACCACCAGACCAUGUCUGUCGCAGAACUUGAAGAGAAGAUCUUCCAGACGAUUGUCGAUCACGGUGCUCUGGUCAUGAAGGGCUCGUGGUUCUAUGCGGACAGCCAGGCCAAGCACGAUACUAUGUUCUUCAGAACAACAUAUGCUGCUGCGCCAUUUGACAAGAUUAACGAGGCCAUCAAGCGCCUUGGAGAUGCUGUUAGGGAGGAGUUCAAGCUAGAGAGCCAGUAG